Molecule: messenger RNA, 893 nt
Organism: Salarias fasciatus (jewelled blenny)
Lineage: Eukaryota; Metazoa; Chordata; Actinopteri; Blenniiformes; Blenniidae
Exons: 5
Coding region: 1-798 (265 amino acids)
Biological process (GO): response to bacterium
Source: RefSeq, a predicted model, not a curated record
AUGCAUGACCAGUGUCGUGAAACUUACACAGAAGCUCAACAAAAUGUGACCCUGGAAUGUCCUCGAGAGAAAAGCUUUGAUGGUUCUGAGAAUCUGUACUGGAUCAGAAUCAUUUCUGGUCACCAGCCUGAAUUCUUGGGGAGAACGCCCGUCUUCGAUAAUGAAGCAGUUAAUGAAACUCCUCAUUUUACUGCCAAACAAGAACCUGGAACUUUUGUUUUACACAUUCACCAGACUCAGAUCAGUGACAGUGGACUUUAUUACUGUAUAAAGACCGGCAUAACUUUCAUGACCUUUUUGAGAGGAGUGUUUCUCGAAGUUAAAGGAGCCCAGUCUUCCAUCUCUGGCGUGGUUCAAGCUCCUCCGUCUGAAGCGCUCCGUCCAGGAGAGUCGGUGUCUCUGCAGUGUUCGGUCCUCUCUGACUCUGAGAAGAAAACAUGUUCAGAAGAUUACAGAGUUCACUGGUUCAGAGCAGGAUCACAUCAAUCUCACCCCACUUUCAUUUAUACUGAUGGAGGCAGUGCAGAGUGUGGAAACUCUUCACAGAAAUGUUUCUAUAGCUUCUCUAAGGAGGUCAGUGUCUCUGAUGCUGCUACUUAUUACUGUGCUGUGGCUGCAUGUGGAGAGGUCAUGUUUGGAAAUGGAGCUAGACUGGACAUUAAAGAUUCCAACACAAGACCUUUGAAUCACACAGAAAUAGCUCUUUGUAUCGUCUGUGUUGCUUUGGCUGCAAGUGUGACGGUUUCAGUUUAUCUCAUCUGGACCAUCAAGAAGAAGAAUUGUAACUGUGACAGAUGAAGCUUCGUUGACCUAUUCAGCACCAACCUUCAGCAGGAGAAAAGUUAAAGCAGAAAGAGGAAACACACACUCGGCUCAGGAAGAGACGAUCUACA